Annulohypoxylon truncatum is the source of this 1649-nucleotide messenger RNA. Its product is annotated as FAD/NAD(P)-binding domain-containing protein. The transcript has 2 exons. Lineage: Eukaryota; Fungi; Ascomycota; Sordariomycetes; Xylariales; Hypoxylaceae. The record is from RefSeq and is a predicted model, not a curated record. Bases 203 to 1528 code for a protein of 441 amino acids.
GGCAAAAUGAGGCAUCUGCCGCUCGACGCCGACUACCUCAAUGUGACGUAAAGCCCGGCGCAUCCCAUAGGAAGACCCCUCCCGGCUAAUUCAUAGGACAUGCGUUGAUCAUCCAACGGGACUUCUUUUAUCACCAGGACCUAAUCGCCGAAUAUUUAACAUCAAACCCCAUGGGGAAAAUUGGUGAUAACUCGUUCACGAAAUGAGCAAAGCCAUGGCUAUCUCUACAGCUCUGUCGCCGGCGGAAAGUCAGGGGAGAAAACUACACUUUGUGAUAGUCGGAGGGUCACUCGGCGGCCUCGCAGCAGGCCUCGCGCUAAAAGCACUCGGCCAUGACACCACGAUACUAGAGCGCAACCCGGCGCCCCUACUCCAAGAUCAAGGUGCCGGCAUCGUCGCGGGAGGCGACACGCUCGAGCUCUUCAAGCGGUACAACCGCUGCGACCGCCCCAUCGCCGUCAGCUCGGCGCGCAGGCAGUAUCUCGACAAGGCGGGCAACAUCGUGCACCGCGAGGAAAUGGUGCAAAACAUGACGUCCUGGGACCUGACGUACUACCUGAUGCGCGCCAACUACGACGGCAUCGCGAGCCCGUACUGCGAAGUCCCGGCCCCGGUCCCCGGGCACGGCAAAGCGACGCACCUGCACGACCGCCAAGUCACCGGCUUCGACGAGGAAGGCGACGGCAUCCGCGUGCGCUGGAAGACGAGCGCGGGCGAGGAGGGCAGCACGUAUGGGGACGUGCUCGUCGGCGCCGAUGGGCCCAGCUCCACGGUGCGCAGGAUCCUCGAGCCGUCCGUCGAGCGCAAGUACGCGGGCUACUGCGCGUUGCGCGGGACGCUGAUCGAGAGCGAGGCCAGCGCCGCGGCGCGCGACGCCUUCACUAACCGCUUCACCUUCUUCCACGCGCCCGGCGUCCAGAUCCUGGCGUACCUGAUCCCCGGCAAGGACGGCACGGUCAAGCCGGGCGAGCGCCUCAUCAACUUCGUGUACUAUACCAACUUCGCGCCCGGGUCUCCCGAGCUCGAGGAGAUCAUGACGGAUAGGGAUGGGCGCAGGCGGCAGAUCACGGUUCCUCCGGGGGUGAUCAACGAGGCGGCGUGGGAGAAGCAGCGGGUUCUCGCGCGCGAGCGGCUGCCGCCGCAGUUCGCGGAGAUCGUGUGCGGGACGAAGAGGCCGUUCGUGCAGGCUGUGACCGACGUGCUGACCCCGAAUAACGAGUACCUUGGAGGCAAGGUCGUGCUUAUCGGCGACGCACUGGCUGGGUUCCGCCCACAUACCGUGGCUUCGACUUCGCAGGCCGCUUUCGAUGCGAUGCUUUAUGCGGAUUAUAUCGCCGGUCGCGUGUCGAGGGAGGAGUGGAAGAGACAGACGGUGGGCUUUGCGAGGUAUAUACAUAAGAGGGGCGUGGAUAUGGGCGUGAGGAGCCAGCAUCAGGAUCUUCCGCUGCGGGAGCAUAUCGAGGAUCGCAAUAGAGCGUCGGUACCAAGGGAGCAGGAGGUUUAUCCCGAGUGGGCGACUGUCAUAUAAACGACUUUUUUCCUUACUUACCUACUCUUUAGACUGGCAUUUUGAGAAUAUAGAUAUGUAUUACGCAUUGGUUCUAGAGAUUUUGAAAUGAGUCAUAGCAUGCUACUCAGUUAGGUUCAGA